Messenger RNA from Bombus impatiens (common eastern bumble bee), 1863 nucleotides. RefSeq lists its product as uncharacterized. The coding region runs from base 468 to 980 and encodes 170 amino acids. NCBI's taxonomy places the organism in Eukaryota, Metazoa, Arthropoda, Insecta, Hymenoptera, Apidae. The record is from RefSeq and is a predicted model, not a curated record. The transcript is spliced from 2 exons.
UUUUUAGCUAUUGACAAUAAAAAGUCGGCCAGAAUAUCCUCGAGCAAACUUCCUUACAUAAACGAAAGGAGGUCAGCCUAAGCAGCGGAGCAUACAGAGAUCCUCAAUUCGAUCGACAUAUGAGCUGCAGCUCACCUCGUAUGAGUCGUACAAAAGAAAACUAUGGUGUUCGGAGAAGUAAACAACCCCGCACGACGCUUCGCAAAAGAAGUGGUAGUUUGAACAUUCAACCUGCUUACUCAUGGAAAUCCAUAAGAACAUAUCGAAAACUACACUAUGAAAUUUCCGAAUGGAGAGUAUUAAUGUUACCUCUAAUCCUUUACUUCCGCGAGUGUCCACAGCAAAAUCACACACGCACCGCGAUUGUCCCAGCCGCGAGUGUCCACAAAAAAUACAAUAGAUGUUCGUUAUGUCCCUUGUAAACAGAUCCUGACUCUUCUCUGAAAAUUUUGUUGUAUUGUGUUUUCAUGUGCCCCAGUAGUAAAAAUCGAGAGGAUUUAAAUCUGGUGACCAAGCAGACCAAAACACAGGUUUUCUUCAACCGAUCUACUAUCCUGUUUCCAAAACAACUGGUCAAGUGUUCUUGCAGUAUACGCACUACGCGCACUGCAUAUACAAUACACUCAAAACUUUCGCAUAUAUACUUUUGCUACGUUGCGGCGGACGGGAAUAAUGCAAAAGUGCGACGUUUAUACGUCGAAAAAUAUCCCAACAGGACUAUAUUCAGCGCACAGACAUUUUACAAUAUAGCUCAACGAAUAUGGGAUACCGGCACAUUAAAACUUGUCCUAUCUGGCAUACGAAUUCAGUACGACGACGCGGAUCUGGGAGAUAGAGCACUGCACCGUAUUCAACAAAAUCCCAAUUUAAGUAUGAGAACUAUUACUGCUGAAAAAGGUGUCAGCAACAGCACCGUAUGGCCAGUAUUGAAGGAGGAAAAUCUACACCCGUAUAGCAUCCAGAAAGUUCAACAGAGCUAAGAAUGGAUGAGUAGGAAAGUCCAACGCGAUUCUAAUUUUCCCGCCAGAAUAUUAUUUACUGACGAGGCAACGUUUAACAAAUGCGCAAUUACAAAUAUGCGUAAUGGACAUUUCUGAUCAUAGGACAAUCGCGGUGCGUGUGUGAUUUUGCUGUGGACACUUGCAGAGGCAAAGGAUUAGAGGAAACAUUAAUCCCCUCUACUCGGAAAUUUCAUAAGGUGACCUUUGAUAUGCUCUUAUGGAUUUCCACGAGUAAGCAGGUUUAAUGAUUAAUCUACUAUUUCUUUUGUGAAACGUUGCGCUGGGUUGUUUACAUCUCCGAACACCACGGUUAACUUAUAGGAGGUAAACUGUCGCUCAUAUGUCGACUGAAUUGAGGAUCACUGUGUGCCCCGCUGCUUAGGUCGAUCUCCUUUCGUUCAUGUAAGAAAGUUUGCAGGGAUAUUUUGUCCAAUUUUUGAUUCUCAAUAACUAAAAAUUGAAACCAAAAACGCAAUUUUUGUAUUCUUGCUUUUCGUCUCAUUUCAGCGUUAAGAAUCACUCCUUAAAUUAUAUAGAAACGGUAGCCGAACAUUUUGUAUAUUUAUACCUUUUAAAUUAAUAUAGAAAGGAUCUGUAACUAGAAUUCUGGUUUUAGGAAGAUAAACUUUAUACAUAUGUGUAUAUUCGAAGAAAUUAACAAAAAAAGACAAUCUUUUCCUAAGAAAAUUCACGAUACUUAUAGUUCUAUUACCUAUUGCCUUUCGUAAUUCUAUUACCUACAUUAAUCUUCAAUAUUUUCAUUCUAAAUACUUGUAAUAGAGUUAAUAAUAUUUUUAUAGAAACUAAAGAUACUUACUAAUGAUUUUUUGAAUAAUGAUACCCAGAAUCUCUCACAACGCGU